GACUUGUGCAGCAGGGAGCAGCAGGGAGCAGCAGCCAUCGAAAACCAACAUAGUGGCUGUUCUGUUUAGACUUUCUGUGCCUCAAAAACGUGAGGGGUGGGUGGCGAGCGGUUUUCGUUUUCAUCGUCCUGUUCUUUCAGGCGUUCUUGUGACCAAGUACACGGUCAAGGAACGAAAGCAAGUUUAGGCCUUAAUUUAGGCAUUAAUUUUUAUUUGCCGAAGAGUAUUGCUAAAAAUGUCUUCAGCGGUCUAUAAUCGCGACUGCUCUAAAUGUGCCCAAUCUAUUGAGGACAAGGACAACCCAAGGUUGCUGAUUCCUGAGCUCUGCAAACUCUUCUACCAGUUAGGCUGGGUGACAGGAACAGGAGGGGGUAUCAGUCUCAGGCAGGGAGAUCACAUCUACAUUGCCCCCUCAGGAGUGCAGAAGGAAAGGAUUCAGCCUGAGGACAUGUUCGUGUGCGACAUGGAGGAGAGGGACAUUAGCUGCCCCCCUCCCACGAAGAGCCUGAAGAAGAGCCAGUGCACCCCUCUCUUCAUGAACGCCUACACCAUGAGAGGGGCAGGGGCGGUGAUCCACACCCACUCCAAGGCAGCAGUGAUGGCAACAUUGCUGUUCCCUGGGAAGGAGUUCCGGAUCACCCACCAGGAAAUGAUCAAGGGCAUCCGGAAAGGUUCCUCGGGAACCAACUACAGAUACGAUGAGACCCUGGUGGUGCCCAUCAUCGAGAACACCCCCGAGGAGUGUGACCUGAAGGAGCGGAUGGCCCGUGCCAUGGAGGGGUACCCGGACUCCUGUGCGGUUUUGGUUCGCAGACACGGGGUGUACGUCUGGGGGGAGACCUGGGAAAAAGCCAAGACCAUGUGUGAGUGCUACGACUACCUCUUCGAUAUUGCUGUGCAGAUGAAACAGUGUGGCCUGAACCCUUCUCAGCUCCCCAUUGAAGAGAAAGGAAUCCUGUAAACUUUAUAGUCACAUGUGAUUGAUGGAAAAUGUGAAUGUUUGGUGAAAGGCACCAGUCCCCAAAAGACAUGGUCUCACUUUGCUUAAGCUUCUCUCUGGACAGAGAAGAUUGAUGGGAGCUGUGGACAGCCCCAGUGAACAGGCACUGGAUGAAAUGAUUAUUCUAAUUUUGGAGUAGUUUUCUGGGCCCAGUGAAGGAAAGGAAUCAUUCAUACGCAUGCAGACUUCUGCCAGGUUUUGUCUGUUUUUCUAUUUAAAUAGUAGCUCUCGCUUUGUUGUACUAUUGGAGAAACAGAGUGUUUCCCUGACCUGGAGUAUUUCUCCAUCUUUUGAGUCAGUCUAACUGAACUCUUCAUCAGUUAAGCUUAUUGAACACUUAAUUGAUUCAUUUUUAACCAGUUUCUGCACAAAGGAUCUUCUUUAUAAUUGAUUUUCCUCUGUUGUUUUCUAAACAGUUCUUAUGGUCUGUCACUCAAGUAAUGAUGAGCAGAGAUGGGAAUAAGUGUUCUUGGUGCUGCAUGUCCCCAUUAGUUAAAUAAAGACAAGUCAAAGAAGCAAAGCUAAAUAAGUGGACAGCUAAAACGUUUGUUUCUAACCAUCUACUAUGUAGGAACUGAGAGUUCAAUUUCGAGCUUAAUAAGCCAAAACCACAAUGUAAAUCCAUUCAUCUAUUUUCUGACCACUAUAUUAAAUACGGGGUCACAGGGGAGCCGUUGCCUAUCCUGACAAGCAAAGGGUACAAAGCAGUAUCCAUGCUGCACGGGAUGCUAGUUUAUCACAAUGGAAGCGCACGCACGCACGCACACACACACACACACACCAAACCAGUACUUGGUUUCCAGAAGCCAGAAAACAGAGGAACCAAUGAAAACCCAAGAGCCUGGAGGAAACCCGCUGGACCACGAGCGGGACAUACAAACCCCAUGCAGAAAGCACCCCAGGAGCUGAACCCAGGGCCCCAGCACUGCAAGGCAACAUUGCUCACCACUGUGCCUCUGUACUGCCUUCCCAGUGUUCAGCACGAAUGAAACAGAAACACAGGGAUAUCCCAGGAGCGGGAAACACCAGAAUAGCUUAGAGCUGUUCCUGGUGCAUACAGUCUGAUAACCCUAACAUGCUUUUAAUUCAAAACUGCUUGGUCUUUACCCUCUGAGCGCAUUGUAAUCUUAUUUAAUAUUACUUAUAUAAUAUUCGCCCCUUGUGGAGUUUCCACAUUAUUCUGACAUCUUGCUAUCUUCACACAUUUAAAGAAGCCAUGAUCUGCACAGUCCUACUCUAUCUAAACGAGAUAAAUACAAUUCAACAUAAGCACCCUAUUUGUUAAUGCAUUACUUAAGUUCAGGUGGAAAGGAGUAGUUUGAAAGGUAACAUACAAAACAAAGGUUUGACACUACAUAAGAAACAAUGGGAAGAGUUCAUUAAUUUGAAACAAAAUUGUAAUUCAUCAAAACGUGAUGUUAUGGCCAGCUGGUGAAUAUAACCGCAGCACACCAUAUGUUUAUAGUUUACGAUAGAUAACCUUCUUACCCCAAAGUUUUCUCAAAACACUUUGGUUGCUCAUUCAUGAAUCACUCAUUCACAAUUUCCAUUUCAAAUAUUCCAAAAUUCCUCAUAAUGUGUAGAGAACUAAAACGUAGGUAAACAAAUUGUUUCAGUGAGGUAACUGUUUAGAAAAUGCUAUUCUUAACACUGGUGAUAAACAAGUGCACAUCUCAAAACAAAAGCAUCUCAAACAUGAUUUGAGAUGUUUGUAAAGCAGCACCACAAGAAUAUAACUGGGGGUUCUUUAUUGGGUGUGGGUGUGAAUCAUCAAUCUUUACUGCAUGUUUGUUAAUGUUAAUCAAGAGUCUGGAUUAAGUUAAAGGGCUAGAGAGGUAAUCACUUGUCACCUCAUUAUGUAUUAGGCAUUCUAGCUCUUAGUAAAGGAAACAAAGCCAAUCUGUUAAAUGUGCCCAAAUAUAAAUGAUAAUGAUAAAUCCUAAUAUCCUGUAUAUUAGGAAACAUUUUAAUCUGCAGCUUUAGUUAAAUUUAUAAUCGGCUAUUUUACGAUGACUCAUUUGAAGUGAUCAUUUUGCUCUGUCAGUGUACCCCAGUUCCAGUGUAACACAGCUGGUCUGGUCUGUGAACCAGGAAGCCAGUGGCAUGUGAUUUGCAUGGCUGAGAGGUGUGUGCAGAGGAGGGGAAACACCGAGCUCAGCCCGGGCACACACACAUCCGUGGAGCGCGGUUUAUUUCCAGCAAGAACACAUUUUGUGAUCCAAGUUCCUCAUUUUGUUUUCACACUAGUUUUUUGAUGUGCAGACAUUCUGAACAGAUGUGUUAUCUCGUUGAAUGAUUAGAGCUAUGCGAAAGGCAGUUCUAGCAUGCCCCUCAAUUAAAAACUGCGAGCUAUGCCUCACACUCUAUUACAUCUUGUUCUUUGCCAUCCUUUUCUGAUACAGGAGCACAUUUUGUGUGUGUUCAUUGAUUUGUGAUAGCUAAGAGUUCAGAGCCUAUAUAUAUAUAAAGAAUAAGUUGACCUUGAAGAAUGCAUGUCACUGUGUGAAAUAUACUGUACAUAUAAAUAUAUCUGUGCAUUUGAAAAUGUAAUAAACCAUUAAUUGUA
Molecule: messenger RNA, 3566 nt
Organism: Lepisosteus oculatus (spotted gar)
Lineage: Eukaryota; Metazoa; Chordata; Actinopteri; Semionotiformes; Lepisosteidae
Gene: apip
Product: APAF1 interacting protein
Cellular component (GO): cytoplasm
Molecular function (GO): methylthioribulose 1-phosphate dehydratase activity; metal ion binding
Source: RefSeq, a predicted model, not a curated record